AAGAGUACCACAGACUGCUUCACCAGCCAAGACAGACAAUACCAACAAAGAAUAAGCACCAACGACGAAGCCGAAACUAUGACACCAACUCAAACAACGGCUCUGGUAAUGAUGACGACACCGAUUCCAAAUGAAGAAUCUGGUAACGAUGAUACCAGCGAUGACAACAAACUGAACUUGUUAUUAUAA
Molecule: messenger RNA, 189 nt
Organism: Dentiscutata heterogama
Lineage: Eukaryota; Fungi; Glomeromycota; Glomeromycetes; Diversisporales; Gigasporaceae
Source: the annotation of a GenBank genome assembly